UGUCAAGAUUUUGAGCACUAAAGGUACUGAAUAGCGAAUACGAGAGGUGGUACGCUCGAGAGUCGAGCUGUCACAUUUAAGUUAAAUAAUUUAACUAAAAUCUGAUUGCAAUGAAUUUUAAUGCAUCAGUAAAUAUUGCCAAACCAAAUUAUUUAGCUACCAUUUUUAUUAAUGAGUGUUCCGCAUUGAUGGUGAUUACUUCUACUCUAAAAUCAAUUAAAUGUAACUAUGAAAACUAUAAACUGGAAAACAGUCCACAAAUAGAUCUAGAAGUAUGAGUACAUCACCAAAAGUACUCGCGAGAGUUGGAAUAGUUUUAGUUAUAAUCCUUUUUGUCCAAAGUACACACGGCCUGUUCAAGGCGACCAACAUCAAGUGCAAAUGCUACGAUAAAGCAUUUUGUGACUUUACACAAUGCGAAUUGAAGGUAGUUGGACGUGGCCUGGUGGCCAUCAAUAUAUACGUUAAGAUCCAUCAACUGCCGGUGAAGAAAGUGCUCGUAAAUGCAAGCCUCUAUCGAAGAUUUAAUGGCUAUCGGCCGUUUCUUUACAAUAUUACCGUGGACUUUUGUGAGUUCUUCAGACAUUCGAAACGCUAUCCCUGGUUUGACAUAGCUUACAAACAAAUUUCUAGUUACUCCAAUCUAAAUCAUAGCUGUCCCUACAAUCAUGAUGUUAUUGUAUCGAAUUUCGUACUGAAUGAUGCCAUGCUGGAGAAGACUCCAUUCCCCACCGGAUCUUACAUGCUUCAGCUGACUGUCGGUAGUCCCGUGUGGCGUGGCAUAACCCAAGUUAUGGUCGAUAUUGUAGAGGUCUAGUUGGCGAUUUAAUUUUAAAUAAAUUAAUUGUUUAUUGUUUGAGGGCAAUUAUAUUAAAUGGAAUUAAUUUUUUGUUAUUAAUUUGUAUAUCCUUUAUAAAUGACUCCUCCCUUCUUGAAUUAUCUCUCUGGCGUAUUAAAGCGAAUCACCGUAGCCUAGUGAAU
Drosophila obscura is the source of this 981-nucleotide messenger RNA. RefSeq lists its product as uncharacterized. The transcript has 3 exons. The record is from RefSeq and is a predicted model, not a curated record. Lineage: Eukaryota; Metazoa; Arthropoda; Insecta; Diptera; Drosophilidae. Bases 275 to 817 code for a protein of 180 amino acids.